AUGUCAGAGGUCCAGCUGUAUGUCUAUGACUUGUCCAAUGGUCUCGCAAGGGCCAUGUCGCUAGCUUGGACCGGUCGACAGCUGGACGGCAUCUGGCACACUUCUGUCGUCGUGUACGGUCUCGAAUUCUUCUACGGCCAAGGAAUCUCAACGGUUCGGCCGGGCACAUCGCACCAUGGCCGUCCCCAACGGCAGAUCUCGAUGGGGAGGACAGAGAUUGACAAGAUGACCUUUACGGAGUACCUAGACGGCUUGCGUGAUCGGUGGACAGCAGCAGAUUAUCAUUUGCUCGAGCACAAUUGCAACAACUUUAGCGAUACCGUGCUCGAGUUCCUCGUCAACCAGCACGUGCCUCGAGAUAUACUAGACUUACCGGCCGUGUUUCUGUCGACGCCGAUGGGUCAGCAGAUGCGCCCGAUGAUCGAUCAGAUGUUCAGACCGAGAGGCGCUUCCAAUGUCGAGCCAGAAGCUGCAGUCGCAUCUCUCACUCGAGCUGCAGCUACGAACGGCCAUGCGUCAGCUUCAACGGCUGCUCAGGCCAUCUCAUUACCCAUGCUCGACGCGUUGAAAGACAAAGUAGUCCGCUUCGAGCAGGUGCCCAAUGUCGAUUCGGCCAUCAGCAAACUGUCGCUUUGCUUCGAAGACGUCAAAGACGAGCGCGCUGGAACAACAACACAGACGAUACGCAGUAUCCUGCGACCCUACCUGAUCGCCUUUGAGCGCAAAGCAGUCGGCAUCCAAUUCGCGUCGCCACCGAAACCUGCGCUGUUAUUGGCCAUGGCAAAGGCAUUCACUGCCGCGAGUCAGCUCCUGCCAAACGACCAACUCUUUCCUAUAUUUGACCUGCUCCGCUUCGCGAUGCUGGACAAGCGAAUCGCGGCGGGUAUCGCGGUCAUGUCAUCUAUCGAUCUCUUUGGCACCUUGCUGAGCACGUCGAUCGAAACCCCAGCGGAGGCAAGGUUGACGAUGCUCACUUCGUUGCGUUUGUUUGCCAAUUGCGUCGGCCAAAAGACUAUCGCUGCGAAGCUUGAUCAGGAUCAGCUCAAGCAGCUGGCUUUGCUCGGCUUGGAACACAGCGAUGCUGGUGUCAGGGCAGCUGCAGCAUCACUCGCCUUUGCAAUCCGGCAGGCCAUGAACAAAGCUACCGAGGAGGACGAGAUCGAGCUCGCGUCGGCCCUUGUGCAUCCUCUGACGAGCGAGACAGCGCCAGAGACGGCCUAUCGCCUCGUCGGCGCAAUCGGCUUGUUACUGCGGAUGUCUGAGCAUCAAGAGCCCCUGAGAGAAUUGCUAGAAGUGCUCGAACUCAAAGCAGCACUCAGCAAGCUGCGGAGUCUCCAUGGCUUGGACCUCAAGGCACUUGCAUUGUCGGACGAACUUGUCACACUGUUGUAG
Messenger RNA from Mixia osmundae IAM 14324, 1392 nucleotides. RefSeq lists its product as uncharacterized. Gene Ontology annotation, molecular function: peptidase activity. Lineage: Eukaryota; Fungi; Basidiomycota; Mixiomycetes; Mixiales; Mixiaceae. The transcript has 2 exons. Gene Ontology annotation, biological process: protein modification by small protein removal. The record is from RefSeq and is a predicted model, not a curated record. Bases 1 to 1392 code for a protein of 463 amino acids.